Messenger RNA from Anoplopoma fimbria (sablefish), 5763 nucleotides. It is a transcript of the gene rab11fip1a, whose product is annotated as RAB11 family interacting protein 1 (class I) a. The coding region runs from base 352 to 3999 and encodes 1215 amino acids. Gene Ontology annotation, biological process: regulated exocytosis. Gene Ontology annotation, molecular function: small GTPase binding. Gene Ontology annotation, cellular component: intracellular membrane-bounded organelle. NCBI's taxonomy places the organism in Eukaryota, Metazoa, Chordata, Actinopteri, Perciformes, Anoplopomatidae. The record is from RefSeq and is a predicted model, not a curated record. The transcript is spliced from 6 exons.
CUAACAUCAAGGAAGUGAGGUGUUGUACACUGCGGAGUCAAAACAAGGGAACUGUUUUCAUGAAAGCCUCUCAAAGUGAUUCGUCUCCCCGCAGUCAUCUCCUGGUUGGUCGGCGUUGAGUUGAGUUGGUUAACUUAAUGUUAACUUAAGUGUUAUUAGAGGUUUGGUCAGGUCUCGCGUUACGUAGAGGAGGAACACGGAUGACGACAUCAGCCGGAGCUUCCUGAAGAGGAGUCGACUCGGUACCGUAAACCUACAGCUGCAGAGGAGGAGACAGAGUUCAGCCUGAGGUUAGCCAGCAGUCCUCUCUUUAAUAACACAAUUAGCAUUAAUCUUAACGGGGCUUCGGCGAUGUCUCUGGCCGACCAGAGCCAUCAGUGGUUCCCCACGAGUGUCCAGGUGACGGUGCACCAGGCUCGGAGCCUGCGUGCUAAGGGGAAGAAUGGCACCAACGACGCCUACGCCAUCAUCCAGGUGGCCAAAGACAAGUUCUCCACCUCCGUGUCCGAGAAAUGUGUGGAUCCAGUGUGGAAGGAGGAGGCUUCCUUCGACCUGCCGCUCUUCCACCCGGGCAACGGGGACCGCUGCACGCUGUACGUCAUCGUCAUGCACCGCGCUCAGGUGGGGCUCGACAAGUUUCUGGGUCAAGCUGUGGUCAACCUGCUGGAUCUGCACGACAACAACCCCCGCAAAAAGACGGAUUGGUUCAAGAUGGUGGACAAGAGUGGAAAAGAGGACAAGGCGAGAGGCGAUGUGCUGCUAGAUAUCCAAUUUAUGAGAAACAACAUGUCAGCGAGCAUGUUGGACCUUUCUAUGCAGGACAAACCGCGCUCCCGCAUCUCUAAGCUGAAGGAUAAAGUCCGUGGGAAGAAAAAGGACGGCUUCUCCGACUCUGCUUCAGCUAUCGUUCCCUCUGUCAGCAAGGUCUUCACAGACAGCGAGGGAGAGGCGGACGCACAGUCGCUCAACCUGUCCGAAGGAGUGAAAAAGAAAUCUAAACUCAAAACCCUCUUUGGUUCCAAAUCAAACCUGCAGCGUAACAUCUCACAGUCCAUGUCUACACUGGGGACUCUUCCAGAGAAGAAUUCAUCUCUCAGUAGCAGCCGCUCAUCUGGCCUCAAUGUGGACUCUCCUGACGUUAAAAAGAAAUUCAAAUUCCUGGGACACAAGCGAACAGGCAGCUCUGACAGCAAGCACUCUCUGGGUCCUUUCUCCCUACUGGGUCGCUCCAAGCAGAGCAACAGUGACCUGAACAACCUGUGCAUCAACGGCAGCCAUGUGUACGCAGAGGAGAAAGAUCCAAACAGUGGAUCUACUCUCAGUCUGAACAGCUCAGGCCAAGGAUCUGUGGAGGAUGUCCGCAAACACACCUCAGAAGUCUCCGUAGAUCCCGUUAUAAGUGUAAAUGUUCCCUCCUACAAGCGUGAGUCGACAGAUAGGGCAUUACUGGAGCAACAGCGCCAUCAAGAGGAGGAGGGGAAAAGGCAGGCAGAAGAGAGGAGGCUGCAGGAAGAGGAGAAGUACAGGGUAGAGGCCAAGAGACUGCAGGAGGAAGAGGAGCGCAGACACCAAGAGGAGCAGGAGAGGAAGAGACGCUUCCUUGAAGAUGAAUCGAGGAGGAAGAAACAGAUAGAGGAGGAGGAGGAAGAAAGGAGAAGGCAAGAGGAAGCAGCAGAACACCAGAGGCUUGAGGAAGAGCGACGCAGAGCCGAGGACCAGAAGAGACAGGAGGAGGCCUCCAUGAGCGACAGGCUGUCGUCUCUGUUUGGAAUGAUCAGGAAGAAGGAGGAGAAGAAAGAGGAGCUACCCACAACAGCUCCUAGCAGCGAUUCAGGAGAUCCUGAUAAAGCGAUCUCCCACCCCUCCAACAAUCUGUUCGAGGACAUCGAUAUUGGCAAUGAAAGACCAGCUGAUCAUCAGAAGUCCAGCAACAACCCACAAACCCCUUCUACCAUGGUCUUCCUCAACCGUACUGCUAAAGUGUCUGCCGUCAAACCCAGAUAUACUCAAUCUCUGGAGUCUGAACCUGCUGACUGCCAAACCCCCAGUCAGCUGUGUCCUUCCCCAGCCACCUCUGAAUCCACCCUCUCUAGUGUCCCGUCGGACUCCCCUGAUACGUUCUCCAGUCUCCACUCAUCCCUGGCUCCACAAAACACAAAUCAAAGCCAGUCUGGUUCUCCCCAUGGCAGCAUAGAUGAUUUGUCUUCUGUGCCAGCUUCACUCAUGGCGGAUAAGAAAAGAAGUGGAGGAAUAACUCCCGUCAGAGAGAUCACGAACCCUGCGUAUGUAGAGAAAGACGAUCCUCAGCCAGGCAGUAAAAUGUCCAUUCCACUUCCUGAUUAUGACACCCUAUUCCCUCAGAAGAGACACGGAGUGCAAGGGCACACCCGAUGGGACCAUAUAAUCGCUGAGGUCAAUCAGAAAAACAGGGACUUUGCAGAGAUGAGUGUGGAUGGCCCGGAGGAGAAUGAACCCAGUGUUCAGGAGAGACCUGCCAUGAGGCAUUACCAAACACAAGCUCAGCAGACCAAACCCAUAUCAUCAAAAAAGGCAGCCGCUCCAGCUCCCCCUAAAUCAGUCGCUCCUCCAGACCCUAGAUCAGUGGCACAUGCCAGUCAAACAAAGAGCCAGAAUACUGCCCACCAAUCUCCCAUGAAGCCCAAUCUGCCCACAGUCUCCGGACCUGUAAACACAACCAGAGAAAGUCUCUCAGAGAGAUCAAGGGAUGGAGCGAGGACGGCGUUGCGUCCAACACCUGAAGCGACACAUGCACCCAGAUCAGCCAGCCAAAUGGACUUGGAAACAAUUACACCAGAUGAUGAAAGAGAAGUGCAAGGCACUGUGGACAAAAAGGCACCUAGAGCCAAACCCAGACAGAGGGAGAGUGGCAAUGAGCCAGUACAGCAAGAAGACUCUGCUGUGACACCAGUGGUCUCGGACAAACAUAUGAACAGUAACAUCCAAACGUUCUCUAGUUCAGGUAUGAGCAGCAGGGUCACAAGAGGAAGGCCGGCGGAGAAGAACUUUGAGAUUGACCCGUUCCCCAGUACUGAGCUUCUCUCCAAAGACCCAUGGGCACAGCUGGAGACAAACCAAGAAGUAGAUCCUUUUUCUACAGGCAGUGUACAAAAAGAGCAGAUGGUUGAAGCUCUGGGAAUGAACCCAGACGAUCUUGAAAAUGUUUUUAGUCAAGAGAAACACACAGAUUUAUUUGCUGACUUCAAUGCCAGCGAUUCAAACAAACAAAGCGAGUACAGGAAAAAAGAUCAGGUCAGUCCUGUUUUCCAAAGAAGGAAUUCACAGAAACAAAAACAAAGCAACUUCACAACUUACUUGGAGAAUAAGACUUCCAAGUCUCGACAAUAUAAAGAAGAAACAACCAUAACCACAGCUAAUCAAGUCCCCUCAACAAGAGACGUCAGGAAUGGGUCUAUUGCACCGAAGCCUCCAGCUGAAGUGGAAACACAAAAUCAAUUUUAUGGAAGCCAAGAUGAAUUUGGAGCUGAACCUUUUAGCUCUACCUUGACUUCCUCAGAACCCCUCCAGGUAGUUAUGGAGGGAGUGGAGUCAGCGUCUCAGGCAGGAGGUUUGUCUGGGGGAAAGGCAGCUUUGCGGGCAUGGGUCUCCCCCUCUGAUGUUCAGGCUGUCAGUGCUCAGAAUAGCAAUGGAGGUGGGCUAGCCUUGACUCCACGCAGGCCUCAUCCUGUGAAGCCCAUGAGAGAGAGCCAGCAUCCAAUCAGCACCACUGCUGUAAAAGAGAUAAAGGUCCGUGAGCGCACACUAGGGAAGGUCCAGGUGGAAAACUCUGUGGAUAGUGGCCCUUUCACUCAGCUGACACAGGAUGAGUUGAUCACAAUGGUGGUGAGGCAGCAGGCCGACCUGUCCAAGAAGGACGUCAAGAUAGUGGAGCUGGAGGAGUACAUCGACAACCUGCUGGUACGCGUCAUAGACGAGCAGCCCGGCAUCCUGCACUCUCUAAACGCUGGCAAACCGGCGUAACGUAACGGCUGCUGGCAGAGCAGAGUCCCACUUAAGGACACGUUUAUGUUUGUUGUGUGUUUGUACUGUCGUCUCUGUGUGCUGAGAGAUGCGAUCUCGAUGAGGGUCUUAGAGCAUAAUGCACUUUCUUAGUUUCAGAGUCAAAUUUAUUUGAGAAUGCUGGAAAUUUUAAUAACUAGUUGGGAUGUUCAGAACCAACUCUUUCAGUACCGAGACCGAUAUCUGGGCUUUGGGUAUCGGCCGAUAGCGAGUACCGAUCGGAUGCCAGUGUUAAACUAAUAAGCUGUAUGCCUCACUGUGAGGAAGUGACAGGGAUCCUUCUGUUAUGUGUAAGGCAACAUCUGGUUAGAUCUAAACAUUGCUUUCCUAACGUUAUGUAUUUGUUACAACAUUUAAGAAAUGAAUACAUAGAUAUAAAUGUAUUGAACUGUUAUUUAUUAAAAUAAUGGUACUCGUUAGCAGAUCGGCCCAUCGUCACAGAAUCCAGAUUCCACUAUUUGAGUCAGUUUCGGACCGAUAUCUAACAUCAGCAUCGGUGCAUCUUUAAUAACAAGCAAGUAAACAUCUUUAUAUGAGCAAAUUAAUGUAUUUUCUUUUGACACUAUGGUACCGGUAUUUGCUUUAAAAAGAAUUGUUACAUGAAAAUCUAUUCAGUGUUUUGACCAAUAUAUAUACCAAACUUGAUGAAACUUGGGUGGAGCUUUAUUUGAUAAACUAAUGAUGGUGACAAAAAUUAUUGUUUUUUCAAUGAUUAUUAUCUGGCCUUUUUUAACUCUUUACACUGGGCUUUGUGUAACUUAUUUCUGUGCAAUGAAUUAUGAUAUUCAUAACCUUAAACAAACAUCCAAAUUCAAGAGUAAGAUUGUUUAUAUUACAUUUACUUUAACCGCUGAAAUCUUAUUUUGUGUUUUCUUCGCUGAGCCUUUUGACUUGCAUAUAUAUUUUUAACUAGUCAUUUAAAAACAUUCCUGCAACCUUAAACUCACCACAGGCGAAUGUCAGCUGGUCGUCCAGUCCUUAAAAACAUAUUGUGCCUAUUUUUGCUUCAAAGAGGUGUUAUUUAGAAAACCAGCAAUAAAUUAAAGCAAGCAGCUGCUAUGUUUUGUGCAUAGUUUGAAUUGCACGGCAGCAGUUGCAUCGUUUUUUUCUUUCAUGUGAUUAUGAAGCCUGUGCACAUCGUUUAAAACAUUAUGCAAGUAAUAGCGCAGAAUCAAAGUCUUAUAAUAAUAAUAAUAAUAAUAAUAAUGUGAGAUUUUGAUCACUGUGGUCUUUGUGUUGUAUUUGUUAAGUGAAAACCAAGAGAUAAUCAAGAACAAAUAAUCAGAUGGAAAGUAAUCGACUUAGUAUCAGUAAUAACCAACCAGCCUUGUCUUUGUAUUUGAACUACACUUAUGAAUGAACAUCUAUGCCUUUAUAUGAUAUUAUUUUAUCCUUUGGCAGCAAUUAUAGCAAUAUUAAUCUUGAGAAUGUACAGCCCUGUGCCUUCAAAAUGUUUGAGUUGUGUGUCUGAUAUGCUGGAUGGACAGGUGUUUGCUACCUCUCUUCUUGUACCCGAGUGAGAGCCCAAAGAGUGUGCAGAAUGUACGGCCUGAUGUAUCGAGAGUCUGUUGACGUGACAAUAAUACUACAGUCAAUGUAAAACUUCUGAAGGAAGUGACAUUUGUGAAAAGUAUGGUUUUAUUCGAAAUAAAGACACUAAUUAUUUCACCAAAUUCUUUGUACCUGCGUUUACUUACAAUUAUUAUAUGUACAUUUGGAAAGAAA